Prunus persica (peach) is the source of this 1366-nucleotide messenger RNA. RefSeq names its product malate dehydrogenase, glyoxysomal. The coding region runs from base 135 to 1205 and encodes 356 amino acids. The transcript is spliced from 9 exons. Gene Ontology annotation, biological process: malate metabolic process; tricarboxylic acid cycle. NCBI's taxonomy places the organism in Eukaryota, Viridiplantae, Streptophyta, Magnoliopsida, Rosales, Rosaceae. Gene Ontology annotation, cellular component: cytoplasm; chloroplast. The record is from RefSeq and is a predicted model, not a curated record. Gene Ontology annotation, molecular function: L-malate dehydrogenase (NAD+) activity.
UAUUUUUCUAAAUGGAAUUCUUUGUAUUUAUUUAAUUAUUUAUUGUCCAUGGCAUGUAAGGUAUAGGCUAAGCUUGUUUAUAGCUCUACACUUAAAUCUCUCACUCUCCCUUUGUCUGAGAAAACAGAGAGAUAAUGGAGCCAAGUGUGGAAGCUAAUGGACGCAUUGCAAGGAUCUCAGCUCAUCUGUUUCCACCAAAUCUCCAGAUGGAGGAUGGUUCUGCUUUGAGAAGAGUUGAUUGCAGAGCCAAAGGCGGGGCACCGGGUUUUAAAGUGGCGAUUUUGGGUGCUGCCGGAGGCAUUGGCCAACCUCUUGCAAUGCUCAUGAAAAUUAACCCACUGGUUUCAGUUCUUCAUCUCUAUGAUGUUGUUAAUGCCCCGGGUGUCACAGCUGACAUUAGUCACAUGGACACUGGUGCUGUGGUGAGGGGUUUCUUAGGCCAGCCACAGCUUGAGAGUGCUCUCACAGGCAUAGACCUUGUGAUCAUACCUGCCGGUGUUCCAAGGAAGCCAGGAAUGACAAGGGAUGAUCUUUUCAACAUUAAUGCCGGAAUUGUCAGGACCCUCUGUGAGGGAAUUGCAAAGGCCUGCCCUAAGGCAAUUGUCAACUUGAUCAGUAAUCCAGUGAACUCUACAGUUCCUAUAGCAGCUGAGGUUUUCAAGAAGGCCGGAACUUAUGACCCAAAGCGACUUCUAGGAGUUACGAUGCUUGAUGUUGUUAGAGCAAAUACUUUCGUUGCCGAAGUUCUGGGACUUGAUCCUAGGGAGGUUGAUGUUCCAGUCGUUGGUGGUCAUGCAGGAGUGACCAUUUUGCCACUUCUGUCACAGGUCAAGCCUCCUUGCUCCUUCACUAAAGAAGAAACAGAAUAUCUGACAAACCGCAUUCAAAAUGGUGGAACAGAAGUUGUUGAGGCAAAAGCUGGGGCUGGCUCCGCAACAUUGUCAAUGGCAUAUGCAGCUGUGAAGUUUGCGGAUGCAUGCCUUCGUGGCUUGAGAGGAGAUGCCGGCGUUGUUGAAUGCGCUUUUGUUGCUUCUGAGGUUACCGAACUUCCUUUCUUCGCAACCAAGGUACGGCUUGGUCGAAAUGGAGCUGAUGAAAUCUACCAACUUGGACCUCUGAAUGAGUAUGAGAGGGUUGGUUUAGAGAAGGCAAAAAGGGAGUUAGCAGCAAGCAUCCAGAAGGGGGUUUCUUUCAUCAAGAAGUGAAUUUCUCAUGUUUCUUACAGGGAUUUAUAUUUCGUAGUUGCUGUUGUACUCAGAAUCUACUUGGAUUAAAUUGUCAAUUUAAAUCAUCAGUCGCCUUGACGAAAUUUGAACUUCUGCUACAUAUAGGCUGUGUAAAUAAUAUAUGCAAUCAAGUCUUCAUU